Messenger RNA from Gasterosteus aculeatus aculeatus (three-spined stickleback), 1165 nucleotides. Its product is annotated as immunoglobulin kappa light chain-like. Lineage: Eukaryota; Metazoa; Chordata; Actinopteri; Perciformes; Gasterosteidae. The record is from RefSeq and is a predicted model, not a curated record. Gene Ontology annotation, biological process: response to bacterium.
UAAGAUAAUCUUCAUUCAAGUCGAGAAUUUGAACACGAUGACAUCUCCAAGGUUUGCCGUCUAUGUGACAUGGUUGUUCUUGUGGAAAAUGGCUCAUUCAACUGAUCUAAAAUUGUCGUCACCUGUGCAUCAAGAAAGAGGUUUUACAUCAGUUGGGGUUGGAGACAAAAUUACUUUGGAAUGUUUCUAUCAGAAAAAUGUUGGAGAAUGGCUUUACUGGUUUAAGCAAAUGUUGGGACAACAACCAAAGCUGAUCUCCUCCUUCUAUAAGCACACCAAAAAUGGGAAUUUUCAUCAUGAAUUUGAGAACAAUCCACGCUUCACACUGGAUACGGAAAACUGUCAAAAUCAUUUGACAAUUAUUGAUUUGAAAUUCUCAGACUCAGCAACUUACUACUGUGCACAUAGGACUUCAUUUCUGUUGACUUUUGCCGAGGGCACCGUGGUCAGUGUGCAGGGUUCAGGUUGGACCGUCCCGGCUUUGCUCCAUCAGUCACCAUCAGAGACCAUCCAGACAGGAGGCUCUGUGACUCUGAACUGUACAGUACAAACUGGGACCUGUGAUGGUCAACACAGUGUUUACUGGUUCAAAGACUCUGAAGAAUCUCAUCCAGCACUCAUUUACACUGAUGGAGGCAGCACUGAUCAGUGUGAGAGGAAAGCCAACACACAAACACACACCUGUGACUACAACUUGCCGAUGGAGAGCCUGAAUCUGUCUCAUGCUGGAACCUACUACUGUGCUGUUGCCUCGUGUGGACACAUUCUGUUUGGAAACGGGACCAUGCUGGACUUUGAAGAUGAGAAGGACUCUCGUAUCUAUUUCUUGAGUGGAGCUCUAACUUUUACCAUCAUCCUUAAUGUCUUUCUGGUUUUCUUACUUUGCAUGAUGAACAAGAGAAACCGCUGUGAAGUUACAGAGUCUCAUGCAAGAUAUUCAGCUCCCUUCACACCAAAUGCAGAGGCUGAUCAAAACGAAUCAAACAUCCAAUAUGCGGCGGUGAGAGAACUAAAGAUCAGCAGAUCUAGAAGACAAAGGAACAACCUUGAGACUGAAUCCACAUACUCAACUAUAAAGCUGUAGGAGUGUACCUUGUAGGAUAUUAGAAAUAACUAACGACCCGGUUCAUAAAAUUAAUAAAAUGCAUAUAGUGUACACCAGAAU